This is a messenger RNA of Zygotorulaspora mrakii, 1893 nucleotides long. It is a transcript of the gene MON1, whose product is annotated as guanine nucleotide exchange factor MON1. Gene Ontology annotation, cellular component: fungal-type vacuole membrane; Mon1-Ccz1 complex. NCBI's taxonomy places the organism in Eukaryota, Fungi, Ascomycota, Saccharomycetes, Saccharomycetales, Saccharomycetaceae. The record is from RefSeq and is a predicted model, not a curated record. Gene Ontology annotation, biological process: vesicle-mediated transport; protein targeting to vacuole. The transcript has a single exon. Bases 1 to 1893 code for a protein of 630 amino acids.
AUGGACUUUCUGGAUGAGCAGUACAUUGAAAAUGUUCCGACUCCCGGGGCAGGCAAUGUUGUGAGCAGCGCAGGUUUGAAACCUCCUGUGGCAAGAUCGGGGCACUCUUCAGGGUCGGCGCAACUUUCGAGGAGUUCUAGUUUUCAGUGGGGUUUGGGUAAUAAUGUGUCGUCGCAACCUACUACAUCUGUCAACAUGGAUCAAACGAUUUGUCAGAUAUCAGCAACUCCGACCUCUUUAACGCCUGUUGUUACACCUAGCGUUACGCCCGCGGUCACACCUGACGUUGUAACCUCUAGUCCCUCGAUCUACAGAGCUGUAUUACUUGAGAGCCGAAUGAACGAUGCUGCAGAGAACGAAGCACAGGCGAAUUCCAGGGUGCUAGAUAAAGAUGAUGCAUUGAUGGAGUCUAUGUCUCAGAGUAUAUACUCGAACGUUGAUUCUGGGCGACGAAUAUUUCCCUUUGUCAGUGUUGAUAUACCAACAGUUUUCAUUAACAAGAAACCAUUGACUACAGAGGACCUUGAUUUGCGCUGUUGGGAUAAGAAUUUCUUCAUUUUAACGUCAGCGGGGAAACCAAUCUAUUCGAUGCACGGCAAGGACGAACAAAUUAUAUCAUUUAUGGGAAUAUUACAUACUGUAGUCAAUUACUUCCAACUGGAAAACUCCACCGAUAUCAGAAUGAUUGAGUCAGGGGAGCAAAAAUUCAUUUUCCUAGAUCGAUCUCCAAUUAUUUUGGUUGCCUAUUCAACGAGAGGUGAAACUUCAAAUGAAUUGAUCAGUCAGCUGGACUUUUUACAUUCGUAUCUUCUAUCAUCACUGAGUCAACGGCAAGUAUCUAGGAUAUUUGAUAAAAGAGAAAAUUUCGAUUUGAGAAAUUUUUUAGAAUCAACAGAUUUCGAAAACUUAGAUGAGAUUUGUUCCUUGAUUAGCGAGAAAUUUUAUCCUGAUGUUUUACUUGGUUCAUUACAAUGUUUGACUUUGAAUAGAUCAUAUAGAUCUCAACUUCAUGAAUGUAUGCUCCAGAAUUUAAUGAGAGAAUCAGAUUUACCUAGAGGUACUUUACUUUAUGGACUAAUCGUUGCACCAAAUAGUAAAUUAUGUUCAGUACUGCGACCAAGAGGCCAUACUUUACAUACGACUGAUCUUCAUCUACUGUUCUGUUUAAUUUUUCAUCAGUUUCAAAAUUUGAAUGAAAAUCAAGAACUAUGGGUCCCAAUUUGUUUCCCAAAAUUCAAUUCGAAUGGAUUUCUUUAUUGUUAUAUCAAAUUUCUGUCAUCACCAAAUUAUAAAAUUUCUUCGAAGAGUAGGCCCGUGUUGGUUUUGAUAAGUGCCCAGAAAGAUGCUUUUUAUCAAUUAAAAUUGCUAGGUGAUAAAUUGACCUCGUCAAUAACAUCAAAUGGAUUAUUAGAUAAAAUUUUUCAAGCUCAACCCGUAAGAAUUGGUGAUAUUCAGGCACCAUUGGUACAUCAUUUUUUGUACAAAUCAAAGAAGCAUGUUCAAUACGUUAUGCCACAAUUACAAUUUGCUGACAGAGAAUCUGAUUCAGUACAAGCGGAGGAAUACGAAAAGAAACUAAUGACCUAUUAUCAGCAGAUUCAUAACUCUGUUUUUUCUGAUGGUGGAAUUCCGUUCAAUAAAUCGAUAAUAAAUUUUUUCAACUGGGAAAGCUCAUUAGGACCCUUUGAAGAGCCAAACAAUAUUGGUUUAAUACAGGGUGAGAAAACUCAAAUGUUGGGACUGGCUUGGAUAACUCCAGGUUUUGAAUUAUAUCUUAUAUCAAAUAAUGGCGUAAACGAUAAAAGAAUACUUUUAAAAAGUGCUAAAAAGAUUAUAAGCUGGUGUAGAAAAAAUGAGGGCAAAAUAUUUGUUAAUGAAGGAGCUACGUUUUGA